Messenger RNA from Exophiala viscosa, 2597 nucleotides. RefSeq names its product glycoside hydrolase superfamily. The record is from RefSeq and is a predicted model, not a curated record. Lineage: Eukaryota; Fungi; Ascomycota; Eurotiomycetes; Chaetothyriales; Herpotrichiellaceae. Bases 1 to 2532 code for a protein of 843 amino acids. Gene Ontology annotation, biological process: carbohydrate metabolic process; glycoprotein catabolic process. The transcript is spliced from 6 exons. Gene Ontology annotation, molecular function: beta-mannosidase activity.
AUGUCUCUAUCAAAUACCGUCGAGCUGAACACUGGCUGGCAAUUCAGAGAGAUUGAUCUGGGAAAGUCAGACUCAUGGCUUCCUGUUCCUUCAAUCCCAAGUGUGGUUCAUAUGGAUCUAAUACACAACAAAAGAAUACCCGACCCUUCGCUUGAUACCAAUGAGCUCGACUGUCAAUGGGUAGAAGAAAAGUCAUGGAGGUAUAUGCUUGAGUUUGCUACGCCGUCUCGAAAGAUUGGCGACAAAGCCGUUAUUGUUUUUGAAGGUCUAGACACGGUCGCCACAGUCAAACUCAACGGCAACGAGAUCCUGAAAAGCGACAAUAUGUUUGUAAGCCACAGAAUCGACAUCACGACUCAGCAUCUCGAUACUAGCCACAACACUCUUGAGAUCGACUUCGCUUCAGCCGCAAGGUACGCACGUGGGGUCGAGAAAGACCAUCCAGAACAUUGGUUUAUAGCGCACCAAGGAGAGUCCACGCGUAUGGGACUUCGCAAGGCUCAGUAUCAUUGGGGCUGGGACUGGGGGCCAAGACUAGUGACAGCAGGCAUCUGGCGACCAGUAAGGCUCGAAACCUUCAGCAGCCGUGUCGAAGAUGUAUCAGUGCAAUACUCUGUGGACGAGAAGUCGAAGGACUGCCAGGGCAUCAUUGACGUGCACGUUGAAGCAAACGCUCAGGGACCAGACGGGUCCUCCGUGUUGGAAAAGCAGAUCACAGUCGAAAAGUCUGCGCAAGUACCAUUUACCUUGCGGAAGGCUUCCUUGUGGUAUCCAUUCGGGUAUGGAGAACAAUCGCUGUAUACCUUGACCUGCAACAUCGUCCAUGGUACUACCAUCAUUGACAACGUAAGACGGAAGGUAGGCUUCCGGAAGGCGGAGCUGGUCCAAGAAAAGGAUUCAUACGGAAAAUCUUUCUAUGUCCGAGUCAAUGGGAUUGAUAUUUUCGCUGGCGGUUCAUGCUGGAUCCCUGCUGAUCCGUUUAUUCCUCGAAUAUCUGCACAAAGAUACAGAGAAGUGCUGACGGCCAUGGUCGAGAGUAACCAAGUCAUGACCAGGAUUUGGGGUGGCGGAAUCUACGAAGAAGACAUCUUUUACGAGGUUUGUGACGAAUUAGGCAUCCUCGUGUGGCAGGAUUUCAUGUUUGCCUGCGGUUCAUACCCAGCGUUUCCAGAUUUUCUGGACUCAGUGGAGCGUGAGGCAAGACAAAAUGUACGAAGACUUCGUCACCAUCCAUCUGUGGUGCUUUACGCUGGUGGAAACGAAAACUACUAUAUUCAAGAGACUUACAAGCUUACCUACGACUAUGCUGGGGACAAAGAUCCUCAGUCAUGGUUAAAGUCCAGCUUCCCUUCACGGUACAUUUUCGAGCAUUUGCUUCCAAAAGUACUAGCUGAAGAGUCUCCUGGAUCUAUCUACCAUCCUGAUAGUCCUUGGGGUGAUGGCAACCCCAUCUUGGACGAUACCGUUGGCGACAUCCACCAGUGGGAAGUCUGGCACGGAGUGAUGAAACCAUAUCAGAUCUAUGGCGAAAUCGGAGGCCGUUUCAACAGCGAGUUUGGCAUGGAGGCAGCUCCCCAUAUCAGCACGAUUAAUCAGAGUAUAAGUGAUCCCAGGGAAAAGCAUCCAUCAUCAUGGACCAUGGACUUUCACAAUAAAGCCGGUCAACAGCAAAGACGUCUUGCUUCAUAUAUUUCCGAAAACUUCAAAGUCACAAACUUGGACCUGAAUAGCUGGGUAUAUCUUACACAAUUACUACAAUCAGAAGCCAUGCACUAUGCAUAUCGCAGUUGGCGUCGCCAGUGGGGUAAGCCUUCCCAGCGCCAAUGCGGCGGUGCCUUGGUCUGGCAGCUCAACGACACAUGGCCAGCCACUUCCUGGGCCAUAGUUGACUAUUACCUCGUAAAGAAGCCCUCGUUUUAUGCGAUGAAGCGAGACUUGAGCCCAUUGUCUGUUGCAGUCAUGCGGAAACACAACAACGACUGGACCAAGCUCUUUCCCUCGAGACCAGACACGAUCGAAUACGAUCUGUGGGUUUCGAGCAGCAAAGCGACGCACAUCGAAAAUGCAACCAUAGAAUUGCGCUUUAUCUCGAUACGGACAGGACAGGAGUUUUUGCCCACGCAACACAAAACUGCCCGGAUCGAAGCCAACAGCUGCACUACCAUCUUAGAUAACACCAAGCUCGAUUGUCCACUUGACAGGGACGCUUUCGUGAUCUUUGCGAAGUUGAUCAUCGAUGGCAAUGUGGUCAGCCGAGACUAUGACUGGCCUCAACCAUACAGAUACCUUUCUUUUGAAGACCGAGGGUUGGGAGUCAAGCUCAAUGAAAGCCGGAAUCAGAUCAGUAUCUCCGCGACAAGGCCUGUCAAAGGCUUGAUAUUUGGAGAAAGGCCCGGAUUGACAUUGAGCGACAAUAGCAUUGAUGUGAUGCCUGGGGAGCAAUACAUUGUCGACGUCGACGGUCUGCAAGAGGGUGAGGCUUUGACUUGGAAGUACCUGGGUCAAGCGGAAGCUCCUACGUGCAAGUUAUGAGCAUGAACGGUGGAUGCAAGUAUAGAAUAUCGAUAGAGUCUGGUGAGAUGAACCGUUCUUUGAGG